AUGGCCGCCAAUGAUCAGGGAUUUGCCAAUGGCGAUCUUCAGCAACUCAAGUCGCACCUCUUGGAACUGAAGCACGCCUACAGUACGGUUCCAUCUCGGCGACCCGAGGACAAAAACAACAAGAGCCAACAGGCAACUUAUGCGUCAUUGUCUGACACCAAUGAAGCCAUUAUUGAGAAAGUCGAGUCCGACCUGAAAGCUCUCUCAUUGAGUGUCUUCACCAAAGGCGAACACUUAAGCUUUCGGCUUCCCGCCAGCAAAGCCUCACGCGAUCUCUACAGCAAGCUCAAGGAGAUUCGAGAUCGUGAUCUCACAGGAGAAGAUAUCAGUCAAGUCCAUUCACUCCUCACAUCCUUCGUCCGCGAACUUGACCCCGAGCAUCCAUUCCUCUCUGCCCCCAAGGAAAUUUUCCUGAGAGUUGGUGCUCCAGAUGGAGAAGAUGACCAACCGCCCCGCCAACAGGGAAAGGCUUCGGAGGACAACGUCAACGACAUCCUGGAAAGUGUUGGGAUUGCUGCCGAUGCUGCCUGUGACCUGAGAGAGAAGGAUGAUGAGGUUCAGGACCCUGACUACCAAGACGAGACAAUGGGAGAACUUGGAGGACACAUGGGAGACGGAGAGUAA
This is a messenger RNA of Fusarium fujikuroi IMI 58289, 624 nucleotides long. RefSeq lists its product as uncharacterized. The coding region runs from base 1 to 624 and encodes 207 amino acids. Lineage: Eukaryota; Fungi; Ascomycota; Sordariomycetes; Hypocreales; Nectriaceae. The record is from RefSeq and is a predicted model, not a curated record. The transcript has 2 exons.